UCCCGGAACUCCUCCCCUUUGAGCGGCCCCAAUGAACCGUCAUCGUUUCUCCCUCUUCAAUCUUCCGUCUGAUCUCCCCACCUUUUGGCAAUCUGCUAUCGAUCCUGCCUUCUCUUUCCAGAUCCGGGAGCUCAGCGUACAGAUCUUGGACGAGGACAAGUGGAACGGGUGGUGGGACGCCUACGUAGAGCUCAACUUCUGUUUGGUGUGCUUAGUGUUUCAUUGGGCGGAGCCAGCCCCCGAAGCUGAAGGGGGUGAGGUCCCGGACAACGAGGUGGAACUGUUGAUCGUGCAAGCUUGGCGAACGAGUACGGAGGGAGAAUUGUUGGGGAUAUUAUUUGGCAAGGUGGAGGAAAGACAUCUCGAAGCAAUUACGGACGAGUUGCUGGUGUUUUUGGUGCAACUCGUGGACGAUUUACGUCUCGACAUCCUGUCGAGGUGUGACGGGAAGCCGGGGACCGACGUGCUCGCUCGCGCGCUUGCACCACAUCUUAUGUGGUCCACAUGCACAGAGCUGGACGGGGAUAUCUGCUUUUACCCGUCCCCAACUCUCUAUCUCGACAUUAACGUCACUGAUCUCACACUAUGGGACCCUUUUGUCUGGCGAGGAAACACACUAGAGGCCGGUGAAAAAGAAGAAGAAGAAGAAGAAGAAGAAGAAGAAGAAGAAGAAGAAGAAGAAGAAGAAGAAGAAGAGGAGUCAGGGGAAGAAGAAUCGGGCACCGAUCGAGACGAUCCCGACUACAUUGGGUUGGAGGAGGAAGAGGAAAGUGCAUCAGGAGAGCCAAGUAGUCGUCCUCCGUGAAGUAAAGAAGAGGAGGAAGC
Chara braunii is the source of this 825-nucleotide messenger RNA. The record is from the annotation of a GenBank genome assembly. Lineage: Eukaryota; Viridiplantae; Streptophyta; Charophyceae; Charales; Characeae.